Messenger RNA from Tauraco erythrolophus (red-crested turaco), 2945 nucleotides. The record is from RefSeq and is a predicted model, not a curated record. NCBI's taxonomy places the organism in Eukaryota, Metazoa, Chordata, Aves, Musophagiformes, Musophagidae.
AUGAACCGUGAAGACCGGAAUGUGCUGCGUAUGAAAGAAAGGGAAAGGCGAAAUCAAGAAAUUCAACAGGGUGAAGAAGCCUUUCCGCCCAACUCUCCUCUCUUCGCUGAACCAUACAAAGUUACCAGCAAAGAAGAUAAAUUGUCUAGUCGCAUUCAGAGCAUGCUUGGCAAUUAUGAUGAGAUGGAGGAUCUCAUAGGAGAUAGAUCGCUACAAAAGCUCGUUGGACUUCCCCAACCAACUGUACCAUCAGCACCAGAUGAAAAGUCAAACCAAAGUUUCUUUGGUGAUCAGAGACACAGUACUAGCUCACAUCAGAGCAGCAAAUGGACUCCUGUAGGACCAGCACCUAGCACUUCCUCGCAAUCUCAGAAACGGUCCUCAGGUUUACAGAGCGGACAUGGCAGUCAGCGUGGCAGUGGCAAUAACACUAGUGGUGGUGGCCAGAGGCACGACCGUGACUCGUACAGCAGCAGCAGCAGCCGCAAAAAAAGCCAGCAUGGGUCCGAACACUCCAAACCCCGUUCUUCCAGCCCUGGAAAACCAUCUGCUGUUUCUUCGUUGAGCUCCAGCCAUUCAAGAUCUCAUGGAAACGAUCACCACAGCAAAGAACAUCAACGUUCGAAAUCUCCUCGGGAUCCUGAUGCCAACUGGGACUCUCCCUCUCGUGUACCCUCAUUUUCAAGUGGACAACACUCUAAUCAGUCUUUUCCACCUUCACUAAUGUCCAAGUCCAGUUCAAUGUUGCAGAAACCCACUGCGUACGUAAGGCCGAUGGAUGGACAGGAAUCCAUGGAACCAAAGUUAUCCUCCGAACACUACAGUAGUCAGACUCACAGCAGCAGUGUCAACGAGCUGAAGCCCAGCAGCAAAGCACAUCUGACCAAGCUGAAAAUACCUUCUCAACCGCUAGAUGCAUCAGCGUCUGGUGAUGUGAGCUGCGUGGACGAAAUUCUAAAAGAGAUGACCCAUUCUUGGCCUCCUCCACUGACUGCCAUUCAUACACCGUGCAAAACUGAACCGUCAAAAUUUCCUUUUCCAACAAAGGAGUCUCAGCAGUCCAGUUUUGGCACUGGAGAACAGAAACGAUAUAAUCCUUCAUCAAAAACAUCCAAUGGUCACCAAUCCAAAUCUAUGUUGAAAGAUGACUUAAAGCUUAGCAGUAGUGAAGACAGCGAUGGAGAGCAGGACUGCGAUAAGACGGUGCCAAGGAGCACACCUGGAAGUAAUUCUGAACCUUCGCAGCAUAACAGUGAAGGAGCAGAUAAUUCAAGGGAUGACUCGAGCAGCCAUAGUGGAUCUGAAAGCAGUUCAGGAUCUGACUCUGAAAGUGAAAGCAGUUCCAGUGAUAGUGAAGCUAAUGAACCAUCACAGAGUGCAUCCCCCGAGCCGGAGCCGCCACCAACAAACAAGUGGCAACUGGAUAACUGGUUGAACAAAGUUAAUUCACAUAAAGUGUCACCAGCUUCUUCUGUGGACAGCAAUAUCCCCUCCUCCCAAGGCUACAAAAAAGAGGGACGGGAUCAGGGGACAGGGAGUGGGUACCCUGAUCAAAGUGGAUCCAAGGAUUCCAUUUCUUCUACACCAGGGCGAGAUUCCAAACCCACCCAAAAGGGCUCGGAGAGCAGUCGCGGCAGGCAGAAAUCACCUGCCCAGAGUGACAGCUCAACCCAGAGGAGGACUGUAGGUAAAAAGCAGCCCAAGAAAGCAGAAAAGACAUCUGUUGAAGAGCCCAGAGGAGGCCUUAAAAUAGAAAGUGAAACCCCAGUAGACAUGGCAACAAAUAUACCUUCAAACAGGCACAAGGCAGCCACAAAAGGCUCCAGGAAACCCAAUAUAAAGAAAGAGCCCAAAUCUUCCCCUCGGCCUACCACAGAGAAAAAGAAAUACAAGGCUUCAAGCAAAUCUGCCCAGAAAUCCAGGGAAUUCAUAGAAACAGAUACCUCAUCCUCUGAUUCAGAUGAAAAUGAGAGCCUGCCUCCUUCAUCACAAACACCCAAAUACUCUGAGAGCAAUAGGACUCCUGUUAAAUCUUCCAUGGAGGAGGAUGACAGCUUUUUUCGGCAAAGAAUGUUCUCUCCUAUGGAAGAGAAAGAGCUUCUUUCCCCACUCAGUGAUCCUGAUGAAAGGUACCCACUUAUUGUGAAGAUUGACCUGAGCCUCUUAUCACGAAUACCAGGGAAGCCUUACAAGGAUGCUGACGCACCCAAAGUGGAAAAGAAAAACGUGCCGGAGAAGCACGCGAGAGAAUCCCAGAAGCAGCCGUCUGACAAAAGUUCUACGAAAGGCAAAAGGAAACAUAAGCAGAAUGAGGAUGAAAGCAGAGCCAGUGAAAGCAAGAAAACGAAACUGGAAGAAAAAGCUCCGUCAGGACACAAGACUUCCAGCAGUAGGGAGUCUUCAAAGCCAAGUGCUGUUAAAGAGAAGGAUUUACUGCCCUCUCCUGCUGCGCCAGUCCUGCAGAAGGAUUCCAAGCAGGAGCACGGGUCCCGGAAGAGGACGGUCAGUCAGUCGUCGUCCCUAAAGUCCAGCAGCAACCUCAGCAAGGAGAGCAGCAGCAGCAGUAAAAGCAGCUCAUCUUCCAAACAAAAGAAGACAGAGGGGAAAAGUUCCAGCAGUGCUAAAGAAGCCAAGGAAAAGAUUCUGAACAAUUCAUCAAACUGCCCUCCUGCGUCUGCUCAGUCUACGGAGAGUUCGAAGUCAAGGAGAGCGAAACUGGUUUUCGAUGACAGGACUUACUCAGCUGAUCAUUAUUUACAAGAAGCAAAGAAGUUAAAACAUAAUGCAGAUGCACUGUCUGACAGGUUUGAGAAGGCUGUGUACUACCUGGAUGCUGUAGUGUCGUUCAUUGAGUGUGGGAAUGCAUUGGAGAAAAAUGCUCAGGAAUCCAAGUCCCCGUUCCCUAUGUAUUCAGAAACUGUGGAAUUAAUCAAGUAAGCAAUGCA